AUACUUUGCGUGCUAACUUUGGAAAGAAUAUGAGUGCUAUAUAGUGUAUAUAUACCCGUGAAUGUGUAUAUGCCAAAACUAAAGAAGUGCAUGAUUUGCGUUGAGUGAUAAGCAUAUUGUUACUCAGCUUUGAUCCAUAAGUACUUUUCGGCAUUCAGAAUGGCAUCGAAUCCACCACCACCACCAGGAGCAACUACUCCUCAGCCACAGCCACCGCAACCACCAGCAGAAGGAACUACUCCUCAGCCACAGCCGCCGCCAGGAGCAACGGAUUCAAAACCACAACCGACAUCGCAACCGUUGGAGGCAUCGCCUGAGCAGCUGUCACCCCCACCCGUAGAGGCAACGGUUCAACAGUCAGAGCCGCAGCCUCUUCACCCACCAUCACCACCGUUGCAGUUGCAGUUGCCUCCCCCAGAAGCAGGAGCAACGGCUCCACAACCACAACUGCAGCCGCUGUCAGCAGCAGAAGCAACAGUUCCACAACCACAACUGCAGUCGCCACCAUCACCGCAAUCAAAGGCUUCACAGCCACAACCACAACCGCCACCAUCAGCGGAACCGACUUCGCAGCCGCAACCUCCCCCAUUGGAGGCAGCAACUUCACAGUUGCCGCCAACACCAGCUGCAGAAACGGCUGCACAAUCACAGCUACAGCAGCCUCCAUCACCAAGAACAACUGCUUCACAGAACCAACCACCCCCGCCGCCAUCAGAGGAAUCGAAUUCUCAGGUGCCGCCGUCACCUGGAGGGACGGCUUCACAAGCAGAACCACUACAAGUAGAAACGGCUCCAAAACCACCACAUGAAACACCAACAGAACCAGGAGAAUCGGCUCCACAGCCGCAGCAGACACCGCCAGCAUCAGGAGCAACGGCUUCACAGCCACACCCAGAAGCAACGGCUCCACAACCACAGCCGCAGCAGACACCGCCAGCAUCAGGAGCAACGGCUUCACAGCCGCAACGAUCAUCAGAAGCAAACGAUACAGAGCCGCAGCCACAGCCACACCCAGAAGCAACGGCUUCAGGGACGUCGAAGUCACAGCCCCAGCACCAGCCGCAGCCACUAGCCGGAGCAACGGCUGGUGCGCCCCAAUCACAGCCACAGCCACCAGCUGGAGCAACGGUUUCACAGCCACGACCACCAGUGGAGGUAUCGACCGAAGAAAAGCUGAUAAAAGAUAUUACAGAAAGCCUUAAAAAUCCCCAGACUACCAUUAUUUUCGGGGAAGCUGGAGUGGGGAAAACAUACAUGGCUAAAAAGAUAUUGAAAGGUAUAAAAAAGAGCAAAAAUGGUUCUCAAACCAGUCUUGAGGUCUCAUUUGCUGUCACCCUUUGGCUUUCUCUCAACAAAAGAUACGAUCAUCCUCAUCCUGAUCAGCAGCAAAUGUCGUCCCUUAUUGAAGACCUCGCUCGCCAGUUGUCUGUUCUUCCCCGUAUUGAAGGAGGUUUUGAAGAUGAUGAUGAGGAAGUUGUGUUGAACCAAGACAAUAAUGGCCUAGGUGGAGGAGAGGAGGAGGAGAAGAAGAAGAAGAAGAAGGAGAAGUCAGAAGACACUAAUCGGAUAAAGACACUGGAAGCAAACAUAAGUGACAAGCUAGCAGAAUUAAUGAAAGAUGAUGAUCCGGAGUGUAGUACUAAAAAUGUUCUUUUAGUUCUUGAUGGCGAUCCUUCUGAUGUAAAUAUUCGAUUUGGUGUCAUCUGUAAACUUAAAGGCCUCAUGAAGGGGAAGGAAAGUAAUUUGAGAGUUUUGAUCACGACCAGAGUACGAGAUUCUGAUGAUAUUGAUAACCCUAUUGAAAUCCCACUUUUGAAGUCCGGCGAGUUUCUAAAGUUAAUGUUGGAGCAAAUUAGUCCGAAGGAAAAUGAUUCAGAUAAGAUUAAGACUCUAUUUGAAGGGACCAUUUUCAAAGAUGCAGCUGUUGAGAUUCAGAUGCCCGCUGCGGUAGCUGUUCUUGUUGGAAAAGCGUUGAACAAGUUUCGAAAAGAUGGGGCCACCUGUGUGGAGUUAUUAGAAAAGGCUUUGAAAAAAGCAACAGAAUUGAAAACAGAAAAGAAGGCGGAGAUAAUGACAUGUUUAGCUUGUUCUGUUUAUGAGAUGUUGCCGAGUGAUGAUAAGGCCUUGAUCAAUUGUUGUUGGUAUAGCAAGAAGUUCUUUUCCAGCAUAAAAAAUCAAUGUGUCCACUACAACGAGUUGAUAGCUCACUGGAUCUUGGAGGGCUGUCUAGAGUCAUCUAACUCUAUUGAAAAGGCUUAUGAAGAGGGCUACCACAUUUUGAAAGAACUAAGGUACCGCAGUUUGCUCAAAAAAGAAGAUGAAGAGUUUGUCAAAAUGGAAGAAGUGGCAUUUGAUGUUCCUGAUCUUCGAUACAAGGGGUUCGAUGAGACCGCGAUGUUGGGAUUGCCGGAAGUAUUGGCAGUACAAAAAGAUGAUCAAGAAUGGCUAGGUGAUUUCGGGAGGAUAUCAGUUGCAGAUGGUAUGAUAAGAACAAUUUGUGGACAUAACAACUGGGGAAAGGUCUCUACAUUGUUUAUACAUGGAAAUCGUCUUUGUAGAGAAGUUCCCACGACAUUUUUUGAGUAUAUGAAAGAAUUGCAGACACUUGUUUUGAUAAAUCCAAGGUUGAAGACUCUGGAGUCUAUGUCUAUCUCUAAUCUACCCAAGCUUCAAGUUCUGGUGGUUAGGGGUUGUGAUGUUUUGGACACUGGGAUCGAUUCGAUCAGUAAAUUUUCUUUGACAGUUUUGGAAAUUUCUGGUGCCAAAUCUUUGAAGAAUCUCCCAGAUGGUCUAUUUGACAACAUGUCUCAUCUUCGAAGUCUUAACCUUUCUGAAGUCCAGGUCAAGCUUCUACCAAAGUCUUUUACCAACUUGACUCAGCUUCAAUGGCUCAUCCUUAGGGGCUGUUCUCGCUUGGAGGAAAUGCCAAAUGUGAAAACAUUUAAAGAUCUUAAGGUACUUGACAUGGCUGGUGUGUCUUCUUUGAAGGUAUUUAAAGACAAAAACUUUGGAUCUCUUAAGUGUCUUAGAGUGCUUGACUAUUCCCAGGCCAAAAUAGCACCUUCACCAUUUGUACACGAUCUACAUGAGCUCACUAGGCUCACACUAAUAGGUUGUUCUGAAAUAACUAGAGUUCCCCACUUUGACAAAUUGUCUAAACUUCAAAUUCUUGAACUCUCUGGUGCUAAAAAAUUGGUGGAGUUUUACCAGCCAAGCUUAGAAAAUAAAAGUGUCCUUCGAAUCCUUGACUUGUCUAAAACCAAAAUCAGUCAACUACCUUCAAGUUUUAAUGACCUACCAAGACUUGAGAAUCUUAAUCUCUCUCAUAUGUCAUCUUUGGAAGAUUUGACAAAUGUUAGCUUCAGCCGAUUCAGGUGCCUCCAAAUCUUUAACUUGUCGAAUACUCCUAUGAAGACACUUCCAUCACUUUCCAACCUCAGUAACCUUCGAGAGCUCUUUCUCAAAGAUUGUAAGAACUUGGAAAAGCUUCCAGAAAUGGAAGAACUUACCAAUCUUGAGAUACUUGAUGUGUCAGGAGCUACAUCAUUGAAGGAAAUACAAAAUGAACAGUUGACAACAUCAAAGUUGCGCAAACUUUUACUAAAAGAUUGUGAGAGUCUUCAGAAGUUGCCUGCUUUGAAAGACUCUGAAAAUCUUGAAGAGCUGAAUCUUUCAGGUUGUAAGGUACUAAAAAUUAACAAGCAAUCCUUUGAGGGCAGGUCUCUUAGGAUACUCAACCUCUCUGAAACUCAGAUUCAGAACCUGUCUUCUCUUUCCACUCCCAACCUUCGUCAGCUCAUACUGGCGAAAUGUACCGAGUUGAAGGAACUUCCACUGAGUUCACUGUCAAAACUUGAGGAGCUUAACCUGAGCGGUCCAAAUAAGUUACAAGGGUCAAAAUUUCCCUUCAACAACAUUGAAGAACUCCAUACUCUUGACAUUUCUGACACGUCCAUUGCUCUGUUAUCCAACUUCUCCGAAUGUACCAAACUAAAGAAACUCUCUUUACGCAAGUGUUGCUUCGUUGGAACAAACCCACAAUUGGAGAAACUUACAUUGCUUGAGGUUUUGGAUCUUUCAGAUACUGCAAUUGUUCCUGACCAAUCAUCGCCUCAGAAUUCUAACGACCAUGUUAAUCAAGGAAACAAACCCUUGAUAUUAGAUGGGGAGAAAAUUGAACAUCUUUUGAAAUUAACUGAUCUUGAUCUCAGGGGGACUCAACUCAAAAAUUUCCCGUAUUGGAUCUCAAAGUUGACGAACUUGCAAAGGCUUCGCCUCCCUGACUUAGAAAGCUUUAAAGAGCUCGACUGGGGUAAGAUCAAGCAUCUACCAGAUGAUCUCAAUUGGGAAGAAUGUGGCAUCUUCACUUUGGAUGCUAAAAAUACCGAAAUGCCAUCAAUUUCAAUCAAUGGUACGAAAAUGUUCAAUGCUUUAAAGAAAAAGUCUGUCGUAUGGGACAACUGCUUCAAAAAAAUUUGUAUUUUUGUUUAUCCUUUAAACAAAAAUGGCGAAGAUGAAGAUAUCUAUCGUAAAAGAGAUCAAAAAUUCUUCAAAAACAUCUACUUCAAGAUGAUACAUUGUCCUGAUAGCUACGAGAGGUUUCUAGAGAUCCGGGGCUUCAAUUUCAAAACUCCUCUUAAUGAUCUUGAGGAUGCCUUGAUGAAUUUUGAUUGUUUAUCUUUCAUUGAAGAUGAUGGUCUAAUGUGUCUGGCUGAUGUUGGAAUUCAAAAAUUAGAGAAACUGACAAGCUUGUGGCUGGAGAGGUGUCCCGAAAUAGAGUUCAUAUUUAGUGAAAAAAAACCUGUCACAGUGAGUAAAAGUUUCAACCUUUUAUGGGUUUCAAACCUUCCCAAGUUGACGAGUUUGUACAUCGAGAAUGUGGAUGAGGAUCAGUUCAAGAAUCUCAAACAGUUGUACCUAGAUUGCUGCCCGAAGCUUGAAUCUGUCUUCAAUUCAACUCAGGUGCCAGAAAAGCUUGAGAAGCUCCAUGUCAAGUUCUGUGACAAGUUGUCGACUUUGUUCAAUUUUGGUUCUUCAGAGCAUAAACUGUUGAACUUGGAGGAAUUGCAUCUACUAGAACUGCCUGAGUUGGCUAGUGUUGGGGCUAAGUUGCCUGGUCUUCAAAAGGCAAAAAUUAAAGGUUGCCCAAAAUUUGAUGAAUCUAGCUUCAGAAGUAGCCUCGAAUUGGAGAACAAAACGAUCAAUGAAAUCCAUGUUGAAGAAAAUAGAGAAAUAGGUGCUCGCACAAGACAGAAGUAGCCUCGAAUUGUGUGAUUGAAUAUAUAUAUAUGACUAUCCUGAUGACUUGAGUGUGUGAGAAAUGAAUAAGUGAAGAUUUAGUAUUCUUGUGAAGAGUGAGUCGAUGAUAUAUGAAAUAAGGCUUUUGUGUGUGUGUGAUA
Humulus lupulus (European hop) is the source of this 5399-nucleotide messenger RNA. Its product is annotated as putative disease resistance protein At4g19050. Gene Ontology annotation, molecular function: protein binding. Lineage: Eukaryota; Viridiplantae; Streptophyta; Magnoliopsida; Rosales; Cannabaceae. Bases 160 to 5259 code for a protein of 1699 amino acids. The record is from RefSeq and is a predicted model, not a curated record. The transcript has 2 exons.